Molecule: messenger RNA, 1609 nt
Organism: Equus caballus (horse)
Lineage: Eukaryota; Metazoa; Chordata; Mammalia; Perissodactyla; Equidae
Gene: PSPH
Product: phosphoserine phosphatase
Biological process (GO): dephosphorylation; L-serine biosynthetic process
Cellular component (GO): cytoplasm
Molecular function (GO): L-phosphoserine phosphatase activity; magnesium ion binding
Source: RefSeq, a predicted model, not a curated record
AAUGGGCAGAAAUGAAUCAGAGUGACUUUUUCAACGGGAGAUCAAAUUAAGAGUCCCACAAAGAUCGAGCUUCACCCAGAUCCUAGAGAGUCUGGGCAGGUGGGGUUGGUUCUCUGCCCCCGGUAACAGGAACGGUGCAGCGCCCACCCCCUGCCUUCAGAGUAAGAGCCUGCUGAGCCCUCAGGGUCACUAAGUCCCAGAGCGCGGGGGAAGCGCCGCGCACGCGGGCAGCUUUGUUCUCCGCGGAGACGGCAUCGACAAGAGGAAACGACCCGGGCAGGAAACAGGUCCUACCCGGGAGGACGCCGGGAAGAAGGGCCGCCGCGGCGAGCGCGGAGGCGGCAGGCUCCAGGCCGCGGUCCCCAGCGCCAGGCCCGCGGCGGCGCAGGCUGUUCUUGCUUUUGCGGAAUUCACAACAUCUCUCUUAAAGAAAUUUGUAGUCAGAACUUUAUGCUGCAUUUUUAUUCAGGAAAGAAGUGGAAGAGAAGAGUAUCAGCUCCUAAGAAUCCAGCUCUGGAGAAACGAUGGUCUCCCAUUCAGAGUUGAGGGAGCUUUUCUGUGCAGCUGAUGCAGUAUGCUUCGAUGUUGAUAGCACAGUCAUCAGAGAAGAAGGAAUUGAUGAACUGGCCAAAUUCUGUGGAGUUGAGGAUGCUGUGUCAGAAAUGACACGGCGAGCCAUGGGUGGGGCAGUGCCUUUCAAGGCUGCCCUCACAGAGCGCCUAUCUCUGAUCCAGCCCUCCAGGGAACAGGUGCAAAGGCUCAUAGCAGAGCACCCCCCACACCUGACCCCUGGUAUAAGGGAGCUAGUAAGUCGCCUUCAAGAGCGAAAUGUUCAGGUUUUCCUAAUAUCUGGUGGCUUCAGGAGCAUUGUAGAGCAUGUAGCUUCAAAGCUCAACAUCCCUCCAACCAAUGUAUUUGCCAACAGGCUGAAAUUCUACUUUAAUGGUGAAUAUGCAGGUUUUGAUGAGAUGCAGCCAACAGCUGAAUCUGGUGGGAAAGGAAAAGUUAUUAAACUUUUAAAGGAAAAAUUUCAUUUUAAGAAAAUAGUCAUGAUUGGAGAUGGAGCUACAGACAUGGAAGCCUGUCCUCCUGCUGAUGUUUUCAUUGGAUUUGGAGGAAAUGUGAUCAGGCAACAAGUAAAGGACAACGCGGAAUGGUACAUAACUGAUUUUGUAGAGCUUUUGGGAGAACUGGAAGAAUAAUAGCAAGUUUUAUACAGUUCAUAACAACUUCAGGUUAAUUUUUAAAAGUUAUACAGUUUGAUACUGUUUGCUUCCAAUUGCCUAUUAGAACUUAAUGUAUGAAUUUGGUAUUGAUUAUCUGUACUUCUAAGUAAACUAUAGUUACACCUCCUAGAAAAUCGCUCUUUUUAAGUGUAGUUCCAUUAUUAUUAUGACCAUUAAUUACCUGGAGAGUUUUAUAAUGUGAAUUCUUUAUGAAUUUCCUGGCUAUAUUUUAUUUGAAGCCUUUUGAAGAUGGAUAGUAAAUUAAACACCUUCACUAUUGGAAAUAUGGAUUAGGCAGUGAAUUUAAGUGAAUAUUAAGUGAACUGAAGUGAAUAUUCGUUUUCCCUUUGGCAUAUAAAUAAAAGUUCAUCCAUGUAUCAGAA